Molecule: messenger RNA, 1051 nt
Organism: Lingula anatina
Lineage: Eukaryota; Metazoa; Brachiopoda; Lingulata; Lingulida; Lingulidae
Molecular function (GO): protein binding
Source: RefSeq, a predicted model, not a curated record
UGAGCCUGAGGUGCGACCACAGCGACUGUCACUACACAUGAUUGUCAGGAGACACCUGCCGCCUGAAGCUGCUGACUGGCCACAGGACCUCAUUGUGGAGUCACUAAACAAAAUCACCCAUCUGAGGUUAGACAGAGAGAAUAUUGGAGACAUUGAUGGUCUAGAACUUCUGGGGAAGUCUGUCACCAACGUCUAUCUGCAGCAGAACAAAAUCAAGAGAAUUGAGAACCUUGAUUGUCUCCAUUCUCUGCGUUUCCUCACUUUAGCUGGAAAUAAGAUCAGGACAAUAGAAAACCUGAUGUGUUUGCCAAAGCUGGCAUUUCUUGAUCUGUCUGAAAACUUGAUAGAGACCUUGGAUGUAGAGGAAUUACCGCAGUCCUUGAUAAUCCUGUCCCUAAAAGAGAACCAAUGUACCUCAGAAGAUGGCUACAGGCCUCGGUUGAUAAAAGAACUGCCCAAACUGCGCCAGCUGGAUGGAGUGGAAGUCAGGACAUCUGAGAAGAGGGCUGUGGGUUAUGUUAUAUCCAGUGAUGAGGAGGAAGAGGAAGAAGAAGAAGAAGAAGAAGAAGAAGAAAACAAUGUUGAUGAUGCUGCUGAUGUUGAACACACCAUAGAGCAAAUCAAAGGUGUCUUCAAAACACUCACCUCAGAUAUGUUGUUAAGAUCACAGCAGCGUCUUGAAGAUACACUUAAAGAACACAAACUUCAUAAUGUAGAACUUGAAGCAAUCCGCUGCCAGUCUGCAAUACCAGAGUUGGCUAGCUCAAGGGCAUCUAACAUGUCUGAUAGCAGAAUUCCAAGUGCACUAUCCACAGGCUCAAGGUCAUCAACAGGAGUAUCUGGGUCAAGGUCACCAUUAGCUCACCCAGUGUCACCAAGUAGUCGCUCUGGAUCAAGAUUGGGAUCACAAGGAAGCCCUCUCCCACCAAUUCCAACUCAGAGCGAGAGGUAGUAGACCUUACAUCUAUCGCGUUACCGCAGUGCACCAUUUAUCCAGUAAAUCACAUGCUCACAAACACAGCAUGUCUGCAAGCAGAGGAAGGUCUACUGU